GAGAGAUAGAAAGAGGGAGACCGGAGGAGGAGGAAGAAGAAGAAGAAGCCUCAUCUCAGCCCGGAGAUGAAACACUCUUCCAUCAAACACUGAACAAGCGGGAUUUCACUUGGUGCCGCCAUGUAUUUUGGUAAUGUGUGUCACAGCGCUCUGCCGCCGCUGACUCGUCCCACGCUGGGCAGGACCCAGCCCUCCCCCGACCCCAAAGCCCUCCUCCCCUUCCACCUGUUGCCUGGAUUCACUGACAUGGAUCCCAUCCAUAAAGCUCUGAUCGGCCCAGGCUUCGGAUUAACCUCACCCCUGAAGAGAAAGCCCAGUUCCUGCGGAGUCUGUCGACUGAGGUUCAACUCUGAGGCACAGGCGUCUUCCCAUUACAGCGGCACGAAGCACGCAAAAAGGCUGAAAGCUCUGGACGCCCCAGAUUCAAAGAUCAGGACCUCUGAACCAGUCGCCAAGGAAACCACAUCGCAAAUCCUCCCAUCUCCCUGCUCGCAGCCCUCCAGCUCUGACACAACAUCAGGAGAAGCGUCAGCCCCAAAGCCUACCUCAGAGACGGCACCAUCGACCAGUGGCCCCAGUGAAACUGUGAAAACACCCUCUGACCCCUCUCUGUCACCCAGCCCGAGGCUACUGGAGAAAAAGACACAAAAAGACGGAGAGGCAGAGGCUCCAGAGGAGGAGACGGAAGAAGAAAAAGCUAUACGUCUGCUCUACUGCUCCCUCUGCAAGGUGGCUGUCAACUCAGCCUCCCAGCUCCAGGCCCACAACAGUGGCACUAAGCACAAGACGAUGCUCGAGGCCAGAAGUGGUGAUGGAGCAAUCAAGUCAUUCCCGAGGAUGGGGGUUAAAGCCAAGAUGGCUGCACCAUCUGAGUUGGCGACCGGACUCCAGAACAAAACUUUCCACUGUGAGAUAUGCGAUGUGCACGUGAACUCGGAGACUCAGCUCAAACAGCACAUCAGCAGUAGAAGACACAAGGACAGAGCGGCAGGUAAACCCGCCAAGCCUAAGUUCAGCCCCUACACUCCCACCCAGCGCCACCAGAGUUUCCAAGCAAUAAGACUGACUCUACGGAAGAACCAAGACCUGACCAAACCUCUGGCCUCCUGCCUCCUGCAGCGUCAGCUCUCUGUCGCCGCCGCCAUGGCAUCGUUGCCCCCGUUUCCCCUCCAACCUGCCUCAAACUCAAGCCCCGCCCUGUUUCACAGCCAGCCCCUCCCUCAGGCGCUGCUUCAUCCGGCGCCCGGACCCAUCUGCUCAACACACACGUCGGUUCUGUUCUCCCCCUACUGACCCCGUCGAUGUCUCAAUCAGUUCUGAACUACAGCUAAAUACGCCCAUGAGACUUGAACAAGAUGUGAUAUAAGACAGCUCUCCCUGUAUCCCACAUACCAACAGAUACCAGGAGUGUCUAUAGACUGAGGACUAUUAGCUUGGGCUGAAAACCACAAGACAGGUUGGGAAUGAGGGAGUAGAAAAGCAGCAAAUGAGCAAAGACAGAGUAUUUUCAGAUGUGAGAGAGUGUGUGACUGUGUACGAGUGCAUGCACAGAUGUAGCCGUCAUAGAAGCGCAACUUUUUGCAGCGUUUUUCUCUGCUGAUAAUCAGUAAAACAUUCCCACUGAAAGCAGACGUUGCAGUUUAUUUCGGUGUAGAUGUGCAGAACGGUGAACUUCCAUGACGACUAUAACCGUGUGUGUUUGUAUGUGCAGAUAUGCAUAUAAGUAUGAAUGCCACCCAGAGCAUGCUUGAUUAUUAUUUUCCAAUAAACAAUUGCUGUGGAUAGUCGCAUUGACUGUA
Messenger RNA from Stegastes partitus (bicolor damselfish), 1799 nucleotides. RefSeq names its product zinc finger protein 385D-like. Bases 121 to 1293 code for a protein of 390 amino acids. NCBI's taxonomy places the organism in Eukaryota, Metazoa, Chordata, Actinopteri, Pomacentridae. Gene Ontology annotation, molecular function: zinc ion binding; nucleic acid binding. Gene Ontology annotation, cellular component: nucleus. The record is from RefSeq and is a predicted model, not a curated record. The transcript has 8 exons.